ACUCAUGCAAUUCUUAUAAUACUAUGAACAUAUUCAACUCUAUACAUUCUAUAAAUAAACACAUCUUUUCAUCCCCUCAAAAUCAAACAGCUUGACCUCAAACCUACUCCAACAAUGUCCAAGGCCACUGAAUCUCUUCUCAAUGGAGGAUACAUAGCAGUUGCUAAUCCUGCAAACCAAGUUUAUCCAUCUCCAUCCCUUCGUCGUUUCCGAAAAGCUCUCAAGGCUGUGGUGUUCAUCUCCGUCGUUCUCUGCCUAGCCGGUGUUGUCGUUUGGCAUGUCCUCCGGCCAAAGCCGAUCGAGGUCUAUGUCUCCAGUGCAACCCUAACUCAGUUUGCCCUAACUGAAACCAACAAUCUCAAUUACAAUCUUUCUCUAAGCUUGCUAUUCAGAAACCCAAAUAGUAAGGGACACAUUAAAUAUAAGUGGAUGCAUGCUAGUAGUUAUUAUCAUGGAGAAAGUUUAGGAUGGAUACCAAUCCAUAGUUUUGAGAGAGGCUGCCAGAGCAUGGUGCCGGUGAAUACGGUCUUUGCAGGGACUAAAAACAUGAGUAUUAGAGGCUCUCAGCUCGAAGAGAUCCAUAGAGAAGGGUUCUUUGAUGUGGAUGUUAAGGUUUAUGCUUGGUUGAAGUAUAAGAUAAAAUUCUUCAAGACCAAACACCGUAUGGCUAAGAUCAAGUGUGAGCUUGAAGGGAUGGUGUUGGAAGGUAAAAGAACAUCUGAAAAUGGUGGAUUUGAAGGUACAAGGUGUGAGGUUCAUAUGUGAUCUUUAAUUCUAUGGUUAUUUGAGGACUCUAUAUAGUUUAUCUUUAAUUAAUGUUGGCCGGGAUGCAUACAUAUGCAUAUAUGUAUGUAUUAUGUGUAAUUAUAUCUAAUAAGGAAUGCAUGACAUACCUAAUUAUAUAUAUAGAUAUAUAUAUAUAUUAUAUAUAUAUAUAUAUAUAUAUAAGAGAUGUGUAUGUUGUAUAAUUGUGAGAUUUAUAACAAUACCGUAGAUAUUGAAAGGGAUAUAUGCAUGAUUGAUUGCUAAUGAUACAGGUUGAUUUCACACUACAAUAAAAUGGCGCUGAUGAAUAUUAGUAGCGAAUUUUAUAUGUGCUACUAAAUUUAUAUAUAUAAAAAUAUUUUUAG
This is a messenger RNA of Dioscorea cayenensis subsp. rotundata (Guinea yam), 1130 nucleotides long. RefSeq names its product NDR1/HIN1-like protein 3. The transcript has a single exon. NCBI's taxonomy places the organism in Eukaryota, Viridiplantae, Streptophyta, Magnoliopsida, Dioscoreales, Dioscoreaceae. The record is from RefSeq and is a predicted model, not a curated record. Gene Ontology annotation, biological process: defense response to other organism. The coding region runs from base 115 to 765 and encodes 216 amino acids.